CUCUUAUCCUACACAAUAGGCCUACUUCUGUCCACGUCCUACAUUUGUAGUUUGUUUCUCGCUGAACUUGGCCGUACGAGCUUGGGUCGGUCGUUGAAUUUGGCUUCGUUCCCACACGCACAGGUUCUAUCCAAUUAUGCUGGAUAUUCGUCGGAUAGUUUUAAUGGCACAAGUGUAACGAGCCUGUCACAUCGUAUAACGAGAAGGGAUCGGAUUGGAAGCCUGAGGCCAGCCAGUGGAAUGCGAACGGAGAAACCGGUUUGCAGUCGCCCUCGCCCGUUGCUUGUGUAUGUACUGUGCUGUGCUGUGCGAGGUAUGAUGUGCCAUGGCUUUCCGCAGUGGAAAACGCAAAGAUAUUAAGAAGCAAUCUUACUACGUUUGGUUCCUAGGAGCUAAAGAAAGUAAAGGAUUACGAGGAGAAGAAUACAUCCGUCCCGUUUUAAAAUGUUUAAUAGACAAAGAGAGGGAGUCGGAACCUAUGAAAGUGACGCUACAAGUCAGCAACAAGGGCUUAAAAAUCAUACAAAACGUUGCCAGGAAGACAAAAGGAAAGACUGAACAGAUUAAGCACUUCAUACCACACCACGCAAUCACGUGUGUUCGACAGGAAUCGGCACCCAACGACGAUAUCGUAUGUACUAUUUUACUUAUCUACAAUCCAUUAACGAAAUGCCCGGUUCACGUACACGCUUAUCGAUGCGAUUCCGUAGAGACUGCAGCCACUCUUCGUAGUCAGUUACAGAUUUUGGUGGAGAGACCGGAAAAUCAGAAAAAAUUCCGCGAGAUCGAGAAUCGCCUGUCUGCUAAAGGCUUGCUACCGUCGCGAAGGCUCAAUUCUGACGGGUUGAGUACCAGAACGGAUGGUUCCGACCAAACUGAGGAUUCCGCAGAAUCCGAGAGAGAUGUGCCGAUUAGGAAAGAUAUUACUAGCCUUUACGACUCGUUGGCUGCCGAAUUAAGAGAGAGAUUGAAAAAUAGAGAUAGUUGCCCCAUCCUGCUUCCUCCCAAGGACUACGAUACGGUUACUAGAAGGCAAGGAAAGUUAAGCGGAAUCGAAUUAAGAAAGAGCACUAAUAUUCAUCUAGUAGGAUCUAAUAUUAAAAAACAAGAUGUCGAUUCUAGUGGUAAAUCGACAGGUAAAUCUAGUGGUAAAUCUAGUGGCAUAGGCUCGGACGAAGCUCUGAGUUCUGCUAUACAGGAAGUAACUUCGCACGCCGAAUUCGAAGAGAAAGAAUUAGACCCGGAUACGAGCUCCGACGACGAAGAUUGGCCGGAAGCCGAAACUCUUCCGGAAGAAGACGAAAUGAUUCAUUUCGAAUGGAGGAGAGUGCCACCCGCAGUGCACGUUAAACCUAAAUCCACUUCUCCUAAUCAACACCUUCACUCUCAUCCUAGAUCUAGUUAUUCAUCUAAGGAUCGAGUUUCGAGGACCCAUUAUAGUGAGCAUUAUACGAGGCACAAAGAUGACUAUCACAAAGCACCGGUUGUAAAUCGUGAUGCGCGUAACCAUAAAUACAAUAGUGAAGUGUGUAGGCGAUCGGCGAGUCCUCCCAGAGUACCACGACCGUAUUCUUAUUCGGCGGAAAGAGAUUCUCAAAGCUCUAAAGGAUCUAUUCUAUCCAAUUCGGUGCCUUAUCCGGAAAAAGACUUCCGACAACCUCACAGAUCCUCUUCUAAUCGCAAAUCUCCAUCUCCCAUCAGGAGAGGGAUAUCACCCAAUUAUUCAGGACGUUAUAGGUCUCAAGAUAUAGAAAGGCAUACCUCGAGUGAUGAACGAAGAAAACAAUCGCAUUAUCAACCAGAAAACCGUGAGUAUAGAUAUAGCUAUGUAGAACCGAAUUAUAGACGUGUACCGUUAGAUUCUCAGUAUUAAGACCGAAAUUUGUAUAUAUAGAUAUAUAAAAAAACAAAACAUUCUUUUGUUAACGGUCAGUAUAAUACUGAAAUUUAUAAAGAAAAAAAAUAACGAAAUGUAUUCAAAAAUUUGUAUAUAUCUGUGUUAAAAUAAGGCUUGUAUGUAGCAGCACACACAGAUAAAAUUCGAGAAGAAGAAUUGAAUAAAUAAAUAAAUAAAUAAAUGCUGCCAGGCAAAAUUCAAAAUUAGAAAAGAUAUAUUAAAAAGUUUAUCUAUGUUACCUUUCGAAAUAUUAAAUAAAUAAAAAAAAAUUAGUUCAGGUACACUAAAAAAUCUCUGUCCUAAUUCUUUAUUAUAUUCCACCUUUAGGGAAGAUUCAAGUUCCUCGUUCUGUCUUCCCUAUUCAGUUUAAAUACGUGAAAGAAAUAAUAAGAAAAAGUUCUUAAACCUUGGGAAUCUACGCUAAUAAUCAGUCAGAUAAUUUCCUUUUUUUUUUUUUAAUAAUAAUUACCAUAAAUUAAAUAUUAGUCUUGUAACCAGUCUACUUAUUAUAAUUGGGAUGCAAGACUUAACCGGUAAUAAGGUAAUUUAAUUAUUUCCAAGUUUGUAAAUGACAAAGACUAACUUGUGUGUGUUGUUUAUAUAAAGGUUCUUUUGUAAUUAAAACAUCCUGAUAUCAUAAGUUGUGUUUUGUUGUUAUUCAAUCGAAGGAAACAGUUUCAGAAUAUAGAAUUCACGCUCUGAUUAAAAAAAGAAAUCUACUAUCUCGAGAUGGUUAAAACCAUAAUAAAAGGAACUAGUCAUCGAUGUGGCAUAGUUAAUUAUUACUCUUUUUUAUAUUAUUAUUAUUAA
This is a messenger RNA of Centruroides sculpturatus (bark scorpion), 2707 nucleotides long. RefSeq lists its product as uncharacterized. The transcript has 2 exons. NCBI's taxonomy places the organism in Eukaryota, Metazoa, Arthropoda, Arachnida, Scorpiones, Buthidae. The record is from RefSeq and is a predicted model, not a curated record. Bases 326 to 1873 code for a protein of 515 amino acids.